CAGGCUAUCUCAUAGCGUUCAUUUCGAUGUAGGUCAGACGACGCCAGUGUCCUAUUGUAAUAGUACUGGCUUCAAGGUGUUUUCUGAAUCGUACCUGAACUGCUAACGACUGGAUCCGGGAGCCUAGAUCAAAUUUGGAUAAUAACAGGGUCUUGUUUGAUCAAAAAGGGCCGGGCUCCUAUAAUACUCAGACAAGAUCACACCCUGCCUCUGUUCCACUUUUACCCCCAUCGUCAUUCCUAGGACGCCAUGGGUGAAUUUUCACGUAGAACACUUGAAGUGGCCAGGUCGUUGGUGGGCAGAGCAGCUCCUGGACAGGGAGGGGUAUUCUCUGGCGACAAUCCAUCUGAAUACAACUCAAGCGAUCCCAUUCGUUUGUGGGUCAUUCAAUUAGUGAUAAUUAUUUCUAUGACUCAGCUCCUCGCGCUCAUAUUUUCACGUAUUCGCCAACCUCGUGUAAUUGCCGAAGUCAUCGGUGGUGUUAUUCUCGGGCCAACAGUGAUGGGCAGAAUUCCAGGAUUCAAGAAUACUAUUUUCCCAGACGCCGGGAUGCCCUCGCUCAACCUCACCGCCAACAUUGGCCUAGUCCUGUUCCUGUUCUUGGUCGGGCUAGAAAUUGACACGCGACUAAUAAAGAGAAACAUAAAAGCCUCAUUUUCCGUCUCCGUCGCUGGAUUGUUAUUACCAUUAGGGCUCGGUGCUGCGCUUGGCGUAGGCGUGUACCGCGAGUUCAUACGUCCGAGCGUUAACUUUGGCUACUUUGUCCUCUUCACUGCAGUUGCUGUUGGUAUUACUGCGUUCCCGGUCUUGUGUCGUAUCCUGACGGAGUUGAAACUCCUGGAUACGCCUGUCGGAGUGGUGACCCUAUCCGCAGGGAUUGCGCUCGUCAAUGCCUCCUCCGGCCUCACCGCGCUAUGGGUACUACUUACCAGCGUCGGCUACGUGAUAUUCUUAAUGUUUCCGGUUAAGUGGGCGUACGUCUGGUUGUGCAGGAGGACAGGAAGCUUGGACCAAGGCUCGCCGACGGCGUUGACGAUGACUGUGACUCUGCUUAUCGUCUUCAUAUCUGCGUUCUUCACAGAUAUCAUUGGAGUUCAUGCUAUCUUCGGUGGGUUCUUGGCGGGUCUUAUCAUUCCUCACGAAAAUGGCUUUGCGAUUUCAUUGGUGGAAAAGAUUGAAGAUUUGGUUAUCAUUCUGUUCUUACCUCUCUACUUCGCCUUAUCCGGGUUGAGGACCAAUCUUGGAUUGCUCGACAAUGGCAUCACUUGGGGCUACACCAUCCUCAUUUGCCCAGCAUUUGCAAAUGGUUUCAACUGGCGUGAAGCGGGAGCUAUCGGAUCUCUAAUGAGUUGCAAAGGUCUGGUCGAGCUCAUCGUGCUCAACGUUGGCCUCCAAGCUGGCGUUUUGGAUACUCGCACCUUCUCCAUGUUCGUUGUUCACGCAAUCAUCUUGACGUUCAUCACGACACCUCUUGUUCUGUUGUUUUACCCUGCGAGAGUUCGUGUUCACGAUUCUGGAGCCAAAGAUGCUGCUGGUUUACCUCGCAAGUCUUCUUCUGACGAUGAAGUGAGGACCAGGUUUGCGGUUGUGCUAGACAAGAUUGAACAGCUCCCGGCUGUGAUGACGCUGUCUCAGCUCUUACAGCCAUCUUCCACUUCAACGGAUACUUUUGUCUCAUCAUCUGACGAGAAAGGGUCGUCUUUGGAAGAGCGAAGUUCCAGUCUACUACCUCGGAUAUCCAUCGACGCUCUUCGCCUCAUCGAGCUCACGAAUCGUACCUCGGCCAUGAUGCAAUCCACAGAAUCGGAGUCCUUGUUACAAAGCGAUUCCGUUGUAUCCAUUUUCCGCACCUUUGGUCGCCUUAACAGACUGGUUGUUUCCGCAGCCCUCUCUGUCACACCUUACGAUGAAUUCCCGACUGCCAUCUGCCAACCAUGCGCACGUAAUCCUUUCGACGGUGUCUUCCAAAAGUCAUUUACCCAAGACCAUACGAGCUCUGUCCAGCUCAUCCUACCCUUCUUUGGAGGACCGGACGAUAGGCUGGCGCUGCAGUUCUUGGUACAGCUGUGUGGUACCGUGGUUUGGAUACACAAGACAGAUAAUCUCUUGACGCCCACGAGCACAACGGGAGACGACGCUGCGAGCGACACGGCGGAUAACUUGAUCUGGAACAAGUAUACCUCGUUGUAUGGUCAUGCGCCGGCUAUUGCAUCUGCGCUGUCGAGGAUAACGUUCGCUACACAAGAAGCCAGCGGACCGUUGCAUGCUGUUUUGGACCUCGUCAAUGCGCAGCACGGGAGCGCAAACGUUAUUGUGAUGAUGGGUAGGUCGAGGCGGAUGGCUGUAGAGUCGCAUAAGAGGGAGCUGGCGCGUAUCGUGGCGGAGAAGGGUGCUUCCAUUGGGUCGUCCGCUGCGAAAACUUUGGGUGAUGUCGGCGCUGCGCUUGUAGCUGACGGCGCCAAGGCCAGUCUGCUGGUUCUCCAGGCUGCUAUUGCUGCAUCAUGAGUUCUUCUUGGGUGUUGGGACGGUCAUAUGCAUACAUACCAUGACUUGAUGUACUAUUUUUUAUGAAUAACGACUUCUGUACAGUACUGUAUAUCAUUCAUUGAAUAACGACGAUGCUAGGAUUUCUUG
Molecule: messenger RNA, 2634 nt
Organism: Desarmillaria tabescens
Lineage: Eukaryota; Fungi; Basidiomycota; Agaricomycetes; Agaricales; Physalacriaceae
Product: Sodium/hydrogen exchanger family-domain-containing protein
Exons: 14
Coding region: 250-2505 (751 amino acids)
Biological process (GO): proton transmembrane transport
Cellular component (GO): membrane
Molecular function (GO): antiporter activity
Source: RefSeq, a predicted model, not a curated record